Paramecium sonneborni is the source of this 2149-nucleotide messenger RNA. Lineage: Eukaryota; Ciliophora; Oligohymenophorea; Peniculida; Parameciidae. The record is from the annotation of a GenBank genome assembly.
AUAUGAUUAAGUUUAUAGUUCUGAUUUUAUGUUCACUUAACUUAAGUGCUACUCAAUUUGAAUAUUGGUAUACAACCUAUACAGCAUUUACUUCUACAACAAUUGAUAAUAGUGAAGGUUUAAUAAUUUAUAAUUUAGGCUGGUGGGUUUAAGGUUCAUAUGGAUAAUAGACUAGUAAUUGUGGAGGAGUUUCAUUAUUUGGAGGAUUUAAUGCAUUUGGGACAGGGACAAAAGUUUCGAAAUUAAUCAGUCUUCCAUCUCAUUUUAAAUUGAAGGUUUCGCUUCAAUUCUGGAAGUAUUUAUUAAUCAUUAAAAUAAAAAGAAUAGAUAGUUGGGAUGGAGAACUUCUAUACUUAUUUCUUGAUGAUUAUGUUUAUAUAGGAACGUGGGGCAAUGGAGGAGUUUAAACAUGUGGAAAUACUAAUUAUUACUGGAGAGAAGUUUAAGAAAAUUUAGAAUUUGUCUUUGAACACAAAUAACCAACACUUAGUAUUAUUAUGACAUCAACUUUAAAUGAAGCUAUAAAUAAUGUACAUAAUUUAAAUUUAAUAGGAAUCAUGGGGUUUUAGAGAUUUUAAAGUUGAAUAUAUAAAAUGUUCACCAGGUUGUAUCAUGUGUAAUGAUGAUACUCCUGAUGAAUGUUUAUCUUAUGUAGAAUUAGAAUCAAAUUGGUGGAGUAAUUAUAAUUUUGAUGGAUGGACACUUGAUAAUUAAAAUGUACUUACAACAAGUUCAUGUGUUAAUAUAUAGUUUGUUGGUAAAAUAACUGAGAGUAAAUAAAUAUCAAAACAAUUUAAUACUAUGAUUCCACAUUAUAAAGUGAUCUUGUAAGUUUAAUUAUGGAAAUUAGAUAUCUGGAAUAAUAAUGAAUUUUCAAUAACUCUUGAUGGAUAUGUCAUAUUUUAAACUUAAUUUAAUUAAGCUGAAUUAGUUUAAUUAUGUGAUGAUAUAAGUGGAGGAGAAAAGUUAUAUAACAUUCAAGUUACAACUAAUCACAAAUCUAAUAGUGCAUUAAUAAAAAUGAAUUCUAAUGUUGUUUCAACAAAUGGAGCUUGGGGAUUAAGAGGAUUUAGAUUAUAUAUAAUAAAAUGUUACACCACAUGUCUUUAAUGUUUUGGACCUAAUAUAAAUGAUUGUGAGGUAUGUUAAAAUGGGUAUUUUUUAAAUGGUUCUGAAUGCGUAAAUGGUAUUAUUAUAUAUCAAGUAUUUUAUAGUAAAGUGGAUUGAUGGUUUAAGAGAAUUCUAUGAUUCAAGUGAUUUCACAACUUCAGAUGGAUGGACUAUUUCCAAUGUUUAUAAUAAUUAAUCACCUUUCUAAACAUGUGAAAGUAUUAAUGUUGUUGGUGGAUUCAAUUUAUUAUCUAAGGAUGCAUAAAUUAAUUUAGUCUACAGUCUACCUUAACAUACAAAAAUAAGAAUCAAAUUAUAAUUAUGGAAAUUCGAUACUUGGGAUUCUGAAAUGUUUUAAGUAUUUGAUAGAGGAAAUCUUGUUUAUGAAAAGCAAUUCGGUUUAACUGGAAAAUUAACUACUUGUGGAUAACACUAAACAUAUAUUUAUAAAACCAAUAUAGAUUUUGAAUUUCUACAUGAUCAAUCCUCUAUCAAUCUUAUUAUGAAAACUACAUUAGAUGAAAUUCCAAGUAAUGAGUCUUGGGGAAUUAGAGAAUUUUAACUAUUAUAUGAUAUCAAUAAUAAAUGUAGCUAAUCCAUCAUUGAUACUGUUACUAUCUCCGCAUUUACAGCAAAGAAUUAUUUUUAAUCCACUUAAUAUUCAUCUGAUCAAUCUCUCUUAAAAAAAAUAUCAAUAUCUGAACUUGGAGUCAUUCUAGAACUUGAUUUUGAUUAAACUAUUUCAGUUGAUUUUAAUAUUUUCAAAUUGACUAUUUUAACCUCAUGGACAUGCUAUUCAAAUGAUUAAACUUUUUCUCUUUCCAUUUUACAAAGUAGUUAUCCAGAUUAUCAAAAAGCAACAGCUAAAUGUAAUAAAAAGCAUUCAAAUGUCUUAAAUUCUUAAUUGAUUUUUGAAAGAACAAUUUCUAAACAACCUAAAUCCUCUAAAAUCAGAUUAUUAUCAACUACAACAUCAUUAAAGAUUUUUUAAAUCGCUUAUAAUUAAGACAUAAUUUUAUACCAAAUGCUUUUAAAUUGA